Pteropus alecto (black flying fox) is the source of this 3652-nucleotide messenger RNA. It is a transcript of the gene POGLUT3, whose product is annotated as KDEL motif containing 2. The record is from RefSeq and is a predicted model, not a curated record. Lineage: Eukaryota; Metazoa; Chordata; Mammalia; Chiroptera; Pteropodidae. Gene Ontology annotation, cellular component: endomembrane system. The transcript has 8 exons. Gene Ontology annotation, molecular function: glucosyltransferase activity. The coding region runs from base 191 to 1519 and encodes 442 amino acids.
CCCCGCUGGCCUGUUUUGUCGCCCUUCCUCGGGUCUGGUCGCCCUUCCUCUUCGCUUUACCUCCCGCCACAAAGGGGGAUGGGAGUCCCUACAAAAGCCUGUUGAAUGAAUGAAUGAACUCUGAGGGCCUCUCCCGGGAUAACGUGGAGGGACAGAUGUUCCGAAAGGAGGGCGCCCAGGGUGUCGAUGCAUGCAGUGUCAAACACUAUUCAAAGUAGUAAUCAAAUCUCUUUCACCUAAAGAGUUAGUCCGGAUUCACACGUCCAAACCUUUGGACAGGAAUGAUGGAACGUUUUUGAUGCGGUAUAGGAUGUAUGAAACGGCCAUUGAAGGGCUGAAGAUAGACAUCCUUUAUGGUGAUGAGCAUGUAGCUCAGUCUCCCUAUAUUUUGAAAGGACCAGUGUACCACGAAUACUGUGAGUGUCCAGAAGAGACUCCUCAGGCCUGGCAGAAUACUCUUUCUUGUCCAACUAAUGAACCACAGAUUGCAAAAGAUUUUGCUUCUUUCCCCAGCAUCGAUCUGCAGCAGAUGCUAAACCAAGUUCCAAAAAGGUUUGGGGAUGAGAGGGGUGCCAUCGUCCAUUACACGAUUCUCAAUAACCACAUCUACCGGAGAUCUUUAGGGAAGUACACAGACUUCAAAAUGUUCUCAGAUGAGAUUUUGCUAUCACUGGCAAGAAAGGUCCUUCUCCCAGAUUUAGAAUUUUAUAUUAAUCUUGGAGAUUGGCCCUUGGAACAUCGAAAAGUCAAUGAAACUCCUGGCCCUUUACCUAUCAUUUCAUGGUGUGGUUCUCUGGAUUCACAAGAUAUUAUCCUUCCAACAUAUGACAUCACCCACUCCACACUUGAAGCAAUGAGGGGUGUUACAAAUGAUCUCCUCUCUAUUCAGGGAAAUACAGGGCCUUCCUGGAUCAAUAAAACCGAGAAAGCUUUCUUCAGAGGUAGAGACAGCCGAGAGGAGAGGCUCCAGUUGGUGCAGCUGUCCAAAGAAAAUCCAGAGCUACUAGAUGCGGGAAUCACGGGGUAUUUCUUUUUCCAAGAGAAAGAAAAGGAACUUGGAAAAGCUAAAUUGAUAGGUUUCUUUGAUUUCUUUAAGUACAAGUAUCAAGUGAAUGUGGAUGGGACCGUGGCUGCUUACAGAUACCCGUAUCUCAUGCUGGGUGACAGUCUGGUUCUGAAGCAGGACUCACCAUAUUAUGAACAUUUCUAUGUGGCACUAAAGCCUUGGAAACAUUACGUUCCGAUCAAAAGGAACCUUGGGGAUUUACUAGAGAAAGUUAAAUGGGCCAAGGAAAAUGAUCAAGAAGCCAAGAGAAUUGCAAAAGAAGGGCAGUUGACUGCUAGGGACUUGCUACAGCCACACAGGCUUUACUGCUAUUAUUACAGAGUACUGCAGAAAUAUGCUGAGCGCCAGUCCAGCAAACCUGAAAUACGUGAUGGAAUGGAACUUGUUCCUCAGCCAGAUGACAACACAUCCAUCUGCCAAUGCCACAGGAAAAGGCCAAGAGAAGAGCUCUAAGUCAGUCUGGAUUCAUACUCCUACUUAUGCUGGCUACAUCCUCAAUGGAAGCAUUCAAGAAAAUCUAAGCCGUGAAGACCACAGUUUAUAAGACUUUACCCAGAGAAGUAGUUCUCUUGGUAUCUUUAUAUAAUGUGGAUGGAUAGAGCAAUAUUAGAGCAAGUAUUACCAAAUACUUUCAGAUAUUAAUUUCUUUUCAGUAAGAACUGCUAUUAUCAGCAUCACAGUUUCUCUAAAAAGAAAACUUGGGGAUCGCAGUAGAGAGGCUUGCCAAAAUAUAAACCACUGUCUGCGAAACUAUAUACAUCAUAUUUAUUGGAUUGUUUCUAUCCCUUGUUCACUUGCCCUCUUCCCCUUCCAUUUAUGAAGGAAAAGUAUUUGUACAGGGUUUUUCAUCCCACUUGCUGGAUAGUUUCUCCUCCUACAAGCUGCUUUUGACAUUCAGUAAUAGCAAGCCCCCUCGUAGAUGGUCUGAUAAGAGUAAUUAAGGAAGAAGAGGAUGGCUCAGUUAUUAAAGUAGCUUGGAUUCUACGGAGGGAAUAUUUUUUUAGAGCUCACUCAUAUCUUUUCAGCUAAGUUUUACCAAUAUCUGAGACAAAAUUAAGAAUAAAUUGUGCCUUAAGCUAGUAAUUUCCAAUCUAUCUGGGUUGUACACCCAUCAAGGACAACACAGUUAUUAAAAUACAUCAGAGCAUCCUAUGAGUACCGUUCAUUAUCUAUAUAUUGAAUAGAUAAGAGAUAACUAUAGGGAGGUGAGGAUCUGUAAUUCUUUUUAAUUAUUAAAAAGGAUACUUGAAAAUCUCUGCAACCAACUGCAGAAGGCCUGGUAUCUCGAGAUUCACUAAUAAACUAACAAAGGCAAGCAUUCAUUCCUCACUGCACCCCUCCUCCAUUUCACUGGGUUGCAUUGCUAAGAUAAAAAUUUUGGAAAUUUCCUUUGCCUUUUAGGACUGGGUCAAGACUUAAGACUUAUAGCCCAGAAGUUCAUUACAUACACCUUGUAAUAUAACACCAUCAAUCCAAGAUUCAGUUCACUAAAGGACACACUCCAAAAGCAAGAGCUGUUCACACUCCCAAUCUAAAAAUAUUUACCUCCCUAAUUGAAAUAUUUACUUAAUCUGGAAAACAGUGAAAGCACUUUAAAGUAGCUGUAGCUAUUAUAUUUUGAAAAUUAAUAAUUUUUUUAACUAGAUAAAAGCUAAAUCACAUUUAGGAACAGUGUAAUCAAAGCCAAGUAUCCAUGAAAAACUCUUAAUACCCACCAGCUAUUCAAAAGCACAAAUGUCCAAGUAUAAAAUAAAGAGCAAGCUAUACUGAGACUAUAGCCUAAUGAGUCUGUGUCCUACGUAUUGUACUUGGAGUUUGGGGUUCAUCAAAACUGAGAUUAUGGAAAGAAAGUUUGCUUUCCCUCACAUCUCCCAGACCUCAAAUCCCGGGUCCUUCCUGAUGGCUAAUCGUAUUUUGUUAGAAACAUCUUAAAUUUUGAAAAUUUAUGUGACCUGCUACCAAACAGGCCUGCUAGUUAAAAGUGAGCUGAGACAAACCAGGCAGCUUCUGGGUGUGGAACAGGGAGGAUGUACCUAAGGAGUUAAGUGGAGCCCCUCACGAAAUUCCAUAGUGAGAAAGCAGCCUUAAUCCUGAUACUCCUCCAUCACGUCAACUCAGUCAUAGCCUUUAAAAAGAUUUUUAUGUGGCUUUCUGGUUUGUCGACAUGAAUAUAAUUUAGUAAAAAUGGGAUUACUAAAACCAUGAUUCUUUCCUUUUCAGUUAACAUUUUAGCCACAUAUUCCAUUAGUCAUUUUUAAUACUUCAACUUUCAUGAAAAAACAUCUGAUUUUUAAAAAGAGGGCAGGGAUGUAAGGAUAUUCAAGUAAAUAUAAUAACUGUGUUUGUCUAAGCUAUGGACAUGUUUGUGCAACAUUGUUUUUAUUAAUAAAAUGUUAGAAACACUUUAGCCAUCAUUAGGGAGUUGGCAAGAUAUUGAUACAUCAAGGAAUACAGUACAACCAUUAAAAAGAAUGAAGUAGCUCAAAAUGUACUAUCAUGAAAGAUUUCCAUGACAGUAUUCAGUGAAAAAAAUAAGUAAUGAACAAUAUGUGUAAUGUGAAAACAUUUAAAUAAAAUAAAAAUAUA